AUGCCUCGCGCGGUGCCGAAAUGGCUCCAGGAGGAGGCGGAGGAGGCCGCGCGCGAGUCCGCGAAGCUCCGCUCGCGGCGGACGCGACCGGAGCUGAGGAAACACGCGGAGACGGAGCUGGUCGCGGCGCUGUCGACGCUCGAGUCGAUCUCGCGCGAGGGGCGUCAACGCGGCGACGCGGUCGCCGACGCGUCGUCGUCGUCGUCGUCGUCGUCCCCGGGCGCGUCGCCGCCCGUCUCGCCGACGAUGAUAAACGCGCUCAAGAGCAAGCCCAAGGGCGAGCGAACCGCGCUCGGCGUCCUCACGAACGCGUAUCUCGACACGACGGAGCGCGAGAAGUGCGCGACCACGACGGCGAAGAAAUCGGAUCUCAACGACUCCGCCGACGCGCGCGCGCCCUCCGCCGCUAAUGCCGCCUCCGGCGUCGUCUCCGCGAAGAGCCGAGCGCUCAUCGACGAGAAAGAGCGGCGGAUGCGCAGCGACGAGGCCGCGGCGGCGGCCUUGAUGGCGAGAGACAAGGCGGAAGCGCGCGUCCGCGACCUCGCAGCGAAGCUCGCCGCGCUCGAGCUCGAGGCGCGCGAAAGCCGCGCGGCGCUAAAGGUGGCGCGCGCGGAGGGCGCGGCCGAGGCGCGCGCGAUCGCGGAGGACGACGCGAAAAGAGCCUCCGAGUCGAUGCUCGCCGCCGCCGCGGAGGCGACUAAAGCGGCGGACGCUCGAUGCGCCGCCGCGGAGGAGGCGAAGACGCGCGUCGAGUCGACGUUCCGCGAGCAGCGAGAGGUGAUGGAGAUCAUGUUCAAGGACCUGGAGGUGGCGACGGAGAUGCAGAGCGCCAACGCCGCGGACGCCGCCAAAUCGCGCGACGAGCUGAAGCGCGUCAUCGCGGAGCUCGAUGACGCGCGUACCGCGCUUCUCCGCGUCCGAGAGGACGCGGAGAAGGUCGAAGGCGGCUUGAGGGCGGAGCUGCGGAGCGCGCGCGACGCGUUCGCGUGCGAGCGGCGACGAAUGGAAGAAGCCGCGGCGGCGGGGGACGGCGCGCGCGAUGCGAUGCUCGUCGAGGCGAUGACGAAGGCGAGGGAAGAGGCGCUGGCGGUCGCCGAACGAGAGAGGAGCGCAGCGGUGGCGGACGCGAUGCGCGAGGCGGCGAAGGAGAAGGAGGAGGCGUUGGCGGCGGCGGCGGCGACGGCGGCGACGACGGCGGCGGCGGCGGAGACGGCGACGAAAGCCGCGAAGGAAGACCUCGACCUCGCGACGCGCGCGGCGUCGGACGCGAAGGCGGCGCUGACGGACGCGAUCGCGAGACACGCGGAGGACAAGAAGCUCGCGCUCGACGCGCUCGUCGCGGAGCACGCGAAAGAGGUGGCCGCGUUGAAGGCUGACAGCGCGGCGGCGGCGACGGCGCGCGAGGAAACCUUCGCCGAGGAGACGCGCGCGGCGAUCGAAGCCGCCGUCGCCGACGCGACGACGCGCGCGGAGGCGACGCACGCGGCUGCUCUGAAGGCUGCGGUCGCCGACGCGACGACGCGCGCGGAGGCGACGCGCGCGGUCGCUCUGAAGGCUGCGGUCGCCGACGCGACGACACGCGCGGAGGCGACGCACGCGGCUGCUCUGAAGGCUGCGGUCGAGGACGCGGCCGCGAGCGCGCACGAACGCGCGACGUCCGCGGCGACCGCCGCGGCGGAACGCGAGCUCGACGCGCGAGAGGCGUCGCACGCGGUGGCGAUGGCCGCGGCGAAGACGGCGCUGGAAGAGACGAAGGCCGAGCUCCGCGUCGAGAGGCUGACGCCGCGGAUGACGACGACGAACUCGGAGCUCGAAGAAGAACUGAAGAGCGUGCGCGCGGAGAGGGACGAGCUCGAGCGCGAGAGGGACGCGCGGAUCGCCGCGGCGACGGCGGCGGAGGAGGCCAAGGCGCGCGCGGAAGCCGCGGAGCUCGCCGCCGCGCUGAGCGCGCGCGAGGCGAAGAACGACGUCGUCGCGGUGAAGAACGACCUCGCGCACGCGAGAGCCGCGCUCGCGACCGCGCGCGGGGAGAUGGACGCGAUGCGAGCGGGGAUGGAGGAGGAGGCGCGGGAACGCGAACGCGAACGUGAACGCGAACGCGCGGCGGCGGCGGCGACGACGGAGAUUGAGAUACCGCUCGACGACCCGAAAGACUUCUCGAGAGAAGCGGCGCAGGAGAUGAUCAAGGCGCUGACGAUUCGCAACGCGGAACUCUCGAGGGAGCUCUCGAGGGAGAAGAAGAAAGGGUACGGCGGCGCCGCCGUCAUCGAAGGCGUCGCCGGCGUCCUCGACAUGUUCUUCAACGGCGUCGACGACGACGACGACGACGGCGAGGUUGGCGAGGUCGGCGACGCCAGAGCGGCGCCGGAAGUGGAGGACACCCCGCGGACGCUAAAGAAGCGGUGA
Micromonas pusilla CCMP1545 is the source of this 2406-nucleotide messenger RNA. RefSeq lists its product as uncharacterized. The transcript is spliced from 2 exons. Bases 1 to 2406 code for a protein of 801 amino acids. NCBI's taxonomy places the organism in Eukaryota, Viridiplantae, Chlorophyta, Mamiellophyceae, Mamiellales, Mamiellaceae. The record is from RefSeq and is a predicted model, not a curated record.